This is a messenger RNA of Babjeviella inositovora NRRL Y-12698, 2034 nucleotides long. RefSeq names its product amidophosphoribosyltransferase (gene ADE4). The record is from RefSeq and is a predicted model, not a curated record. Gene Ontology annotation, cellular component: cytoplasm. Gene Ontology annotation, molecular function: amidophosphoribosyltransferase activity. The transcript has a single exon. NCBI's taxonomy places the organism in Eukaryota, Fungi, Ascomycota, Pichiomycetes, Serinales. Gene Ontology annotation, biological process: purine nucleotide biosynthetic process; purine nucleobase biosynthetic process. Bases 173 to 1768 code for a protein of 531 amino acids.
CGUGGCGCUACGCCCUGCGUGCGGCAAAAGUGACUCUCUCCGUUAUUGCAAUUGCGAUAGUGACUCUAUCUACUCCACUCGACCGCAGAAAAACGCGUCCCCGCUAUCCACCGUCCUUAAAGAACGUUACGAUGAACCGUACUAACUAUCUAGCCAAUCUCAAAACAACAAAAUGUGUGGUAUUUUAGGUCUUAUCCUUGCCGACCAGAACAAAAAGGUCGCCCCGGAAUUGCUCGACGGGUGUAUGUUCUUGCAGCACCGUGGGCAAGACGCCGCGGGUAUCACCACCUGUGGUAACAGAGGCCGCUUCUACCAGUGUAAGGGUAACGGUAUGGCCAGAGAUGUGUUCACCGAGAACAGAGUCAAGGGCUUGAUCGGAAACAUGGGUAUCGCCCACUUGAGAUACCCAACGGCCGGCUCGUCCGCCAACUCGGAAGCCCAGCCGUUCUACGUGAACUCGCCAUACGGCAUUACCAUGUCGCACAACGGUAACUUGGUCAACUCCAGCGAUUUGCGCAAGUAUUUGGACGACAAGGUGCAUAGACACAUCAACACCGACUCCGACUCCGAGUUGCUUUUGAACGUGUUUGCGGCGCACUUGGAGACCUAUGACCGCCCGAGAAUCGGGAACGAUGAGAUCUUCACCGCGUUGAAAGGCGUUUUCGAGCAGGUCCGUGGGGCGUACGCGUGCACGGCGAUGCUUGCGGGGUACGGGUUGAUCGGGUUCCGUGACCCGAACGGUGUCAGACCGUUGCUCAUCGGUGAAAGAACCACUGCAAACGGUCAGACCGACUACAUGUUGGCGUCUGAAUCGGUUGUGUUGACCGCCCACGGCUUCACCAAGUUCCGCGACAUCCUCCCCGGCGAGGCUGUGAUCAUCCCAAAGGACACUGUCAAGCCGGAGUUCCGCCAGGUCGUUCCGGUGCAGUCCUACUCGCCGGAUAUCUUUGAGUACGUUUACUUUGCGCGUCCAGAUUCCGUCAUGGACGGGAUUUCUGUCUAUAGAACCCGUCUUGAGAUGGGUGUCAAGUUGGCCAACAAUAUCAGAGCCCGCUUCCCAGGCAAGGACAUUGCCAAAGAGAUUGAUGUGGUCAUCCCGGUGCCAGACACGUCGCGUAACUCCGCCUUGGAGUGCGCAGUUUCCCUCGGGAUCCCGUACAGAGAGGGCUUUGUCAAGAACAGAUACGUUGGCAGAACUUUCAUCAUGCCCGACCAGGCCGAGCGCCGCUCCUCGGUGCGCCGCAAGUUGAACGCCAUGGAAUCUGAGUUUGCGGGCAGAACCGUCUUGAUUGUGGACGACUCCAUUGUCAGAGGGACCACCUCCAAGGAGAUUGUCUCCAUGGCCAGGGAUGCCGGAGCCAAGAAGGUUUAUUUUGCCUCCGCUGCCCCGGCCAUCAGAUACAACCACGUGUACGGUAUCGAUUUGGCGGACACCAAGGCGUUGGUGGGCUACAAGAGAUCAGACGAGGAGAUUUCUCGGGUUAUUGGUGCCGACGCGGUGUUCUACCAGGACUUGGGCGACUUGAUCGACUCGGUGAAGAGCGAGCUGAUCUCCACGUUCGAAAUCGGUGUGUUCACCGGCCAGUACGUCACCGGUAACGAGGACAGGUAUUUGAAGGAGUUGGAAAUUGUCCGCGCCCAGAACCAGAGAAUCCGGGAGUUGGGUGUCGGUGCCGGGGUUGCGGGUGAAAACCUCUCCUGCGAUGACAUGGUCGAUGUCAAGGCCGAGUCGGACAUUGGAAUUUACAACAGCGGUGACUACGCCUAAUUAUAGACUUUUUUCUGUUUCAGAACUAUACUUUUAUUAAAAGGCCGAGGCCACCGUAGGGAGACUAAGGCCGUCUACCAUGCCGGGGAAGUCCUUCGGUCGUGAAUAGCUUAUGCCAAGGGACAGACCCACGUCAGCUAGGGUUUGAUACCUAUCAAACAUGUAUGGGGUAUAUCAAUAUCCGUUCCAUCAUGGUAUAACGUCUGCUCUAACAUAUGUAUAUACCUGUAUUCUGACUCCAACUCUAGAGGGAUUAGAAAGUCGCU